Messenger RNA from Gambusia affinis (western mosquitofish), 1472 nucleotides. RefSeq names its product platelet-derived growth factor receptor-like protein. The record is from RefSeq and is a predicted model, not a curated record. NCBI's taxonomy places the organism in Eukaryota, Metazoa, Chordata, Actinopteri, Cyprinodontiformes, Poeciliidae. The transcript has 7 exons. The coding region runs from base 116 to 1270 and encodes 384 amino acids.
UUGCACGUCUACUCUCGCCUCUUCUACAAGUCUUCUUCUUGUUUGUGCAGAGCUUUCUUUGUCCUGGACUACCUGAACUAAGAGUUUACACACCACUUUGGACGUCAGCAGAUCAAUGAUGAGUUUGCUGAAGUUAUCUGAGUCGAAGUGGAGGCUGGUGCUGAGCGCUCUCCUUGUUUGCGCCGUAGUUUUUGAGUCGGAUGCCAAAGAAGAGAAAACAACUCGUGGAAGAACGUCCACACCAAAGAAAGCAACAAAUAAAAGGCAAAGAGCUGAGUCGGUUAAACCAAAGACCAAACCUACGGCUGCAGCUCAGACCAAGGCAUCACUCACACAAGUUCUUGGCAGAGGUGUUUUUAAGAAAGUGGGAGAGACCCUGAGCGUGCAGACAGGAGACACACUGAGCCUGAGGUGCAGGGGCAAACCUGUGCAGUGGAGCGUCCCCCUUUAUGUGGAGGAGGAUGAAGGACGGCUUGUGAUUGUCCAACAAGAACGCUUUAGCCUGCUGACAUUAGUCAACACAACUGUUGCAGACACAGGGGAGUAUACCUGUUAUCCCAUGUAUUGUGAAGACAAAGACUGCAGGAGGGAGUACAACAAAGCUAUCAAAGUAUUCAUCUUUUUUCCAGACCCUCGAGAAUUAUUCACCCCAUCAUCUAGCCACUAUGAAAUGAUCCAGCUGAGAAGCAACUGGCCGACAGUCCUCCCCUGCCAGGUGACGUCGCCUGAGGCGAAAGUCACUCUGCACCGUGAGUUCCCACCGGGGGAAGUGUCAGUGGACGGGACGGAGAUCUCCUUCAACAACAGGAAGGGCUUCACCAUCCAUCGGCCGCAGCUGCAUCACGCCGGAGUGUUGCACUGUGUGGCUACUCUGGGAAACCUGAGGCAGAGCUCCACCAAGUAUAUCCUCAUCUAUGUCAACUACCCCAUGGCUCCUCCUACUCCAGUGAUCCAGGCAUCAUCAAGCUCGGUGGCUGUGGGGGACAACCUGCGUGUGGCCUGCAGUGCCGUUGGAGAACGAGACGUUUUCAUAGAGUUCAACUGGGAAUACCCAGGACAGCAGAUCGGGAGGCCUCUGUACACAGAGGAGACGGCGAUCCCGGUCAGCGGAGAAGCAUCUCGGCAGCAGUUUCAGUCCGUUCUCCAGGUGGAUGAGGUGAGGGAUGUGGACCAGGGGACGUACAGCUGCACUGCCCAGAACCUUCAGGGGGCCAAAUCGGUUUCCACCACUGUUAAAGUUGUCCCCAAAACUAAGAAACUGCCGGUGUGAGCCCCACCUGGACGGCAUCACUGAGGGGACAGAGACUGUAAAUGAGAGCAGUCUCUUACCCUGUCAGAGAAUGUGAAGUGAAUUAGUCAAAAAACAGAGAAACAUAAACCGCUUUGUUCUCCUUUGGAGGCUGUGAGUGAUGAAAUUGUGAUGCAACAGAGAUGCAAGAUGUUAUCAAAUGUUCAAGGUCGGAUAAUAAAAC